GCAAUUGCGUGUGGAAUCUAUUCAAAAUGCAACUCUGGGGAACUGUUUUGAAUCACCAACAUAACUUCAACACAUUACAACAUUCGUAAACAGCUGUUACUACAUUUACUACGGACAUUAAUCUCUAUUAUCAAAAUAUAAAUGUUUUAGGAAUUUGUAUUUAAUUUAAAAUUAAAAACCAAACGUGGUAUAAAUUUAAUACGCUAUGUCUCAAACUAUAAAAAGUGAAUUUGGAUUUCGUAAUCAGGACGAUUUUGUUAUGGACUAUGACCAUAUGACAGUGAAAACAAAAGAAAGUAAUAAGACUUCAUCACGUUGUAGUAGUGCUGGUAGCACGCAUACACCAAACUCAUCCGCACACAAUUCAGAUGAUGAUGACAGUGGCAAUGGUAAUGUAAAUUCAAUUGCGACAACUACUUCAUCCAAUUAUAAAGAACGUCGUAGAGAAGCACAUACACAAGCUGAGCAGAAGCGACGUGAUGCUAUUAAAAAAGGUUACGACAGUUUGCAAGAAUUGGUGCCAAUGUGUCAACAAAAUGAUUCAGCUUCGGGCUACAAACCAAGCAAGGCUAUAAUAUUACAAAAAUCAAUUGAUUAUAUCGGCUACUUAAAUCAGCAGAUUAAGAAACAAGAAGACGAAAUUGGUGUGCUGCAAAAAGAAGUGACUGCUUCGCGUAUCAUACAAACCAGUUACGAGCAUAUGCUACAACAUCAGCAAGCAAAUCCAGGGCCAGAAGAAGCACGUCUAACCGAUGAAGCUAAGUUUCAAGUGGUAAGUAAGAAAACUCAAACGAUGAGUCACGCAUGA
Teleopsis dalmanni is the source of this 808-nucleotide messenger RNA. Its product is annotated as max-like protein X. NCBI's taxonomy places the organism in Eukaryota, Metazoa, Arthropoda, Insecta, Diptera, Diopsidae. The record is from RefSeq and is a predicted model, not a curated record. Gene Ontology annotation, cellular component: nucleus. Gene Ontology annotation, biological process: regulation of transcription by RNA polymerase II. Gene Ontology annotation, molecular function: RNA polymerase II cis-regulatory region sequence-specific DNA binding; DNA-binding transcription factor activity, RNA polymerase II-specific; protein dimerization activity. The transcript has 4 exons. Bases 206 to 808 code for a protein of 200 amino acids.